GGAUAUUUAUUUACAACAUAAAAAGAUAAUAAAAUUAUUUUUUAAUAUUGAUAAUAAGGUAAUUAAGGUGAAGAACAAGAAUAAUGGGGAAAUGUGGACGUGUAUUUGUUUUUGGUGCUGCUCUUUGCCUUGUGUGGUUAGCAGGUGUAGCUAACGCUCAUUACAACCAUUACCAUGUGAUGGGCAGUGUGUAUUGUGAUACUUGCCGAAUUCAAUUUAUCUCCCGUGUUAGCACCAUGAUGGAGGGUGCAACUGUGAGGUUGGAGUGCAGGAACAUUACUUCAGGUGUCCAAACCUUCAAAUCCGAAGCUGUAACUGACAACUUAGGGAUGUACAACAUUCGGGUAGAUGGUGAUUAUGAGGACGAUAUUUGUGAAAUUAUGCUAAUUAAAAGCCCCGACAAGGAAUGUACCGAAAUCUCUACUGAUGUUUAUGCCAAACAAUCCGCUAAAAUCAGCUUAACAUCCAACAAUGGCGAAGCCACUGAUAUUCGCAAUGCUAACCCUCUCGGAUUCAUGAGGAACACUCCUCUUCCCGAAUGCCCGGAGGUUCUUAAGGAGUUGGAUAUGAUCGAUGUUAAUGGUAAACCACAAGUCGGACCUAUAUGAUUUCUCAAAAAUUUUGGGGGAUUUUAUUUUAGUCCGGUACAAAUGUAUUACCAAAAUAAGCAUAUGACAUUAGAAAAAAGUUAAAUUUGUGAUUAAGGGUGUAAAAACAAUUUUAAUUAUAUAGAGGUGAAAUUUAUUUUUAUUAAGAAUUUGAAGUAAUCAAUACCCUUGUGAAUGUAGGAGCUAAUUAACUUGAACAUG
Messenger RNA from Amaranthus tricolor (Joseph's coat), 809 nucleotides. Its product is annotated as pollen allergen Che a 1-like. The record is from RefSeq and is a predicted model, not a curated record. Lineage: Eukaryota; Viridiplantae; Streptophyta; Magnoliopsida; Caryophyllales; Amaranthaceae. The transcript has 2 exons. Bases 84 to 608 code for a protein of 174 amino acids.